AGGGGCCGGAGGGUGGGGCCGGAGCCCGUCAGGCCGGAGAGCGGCCGGUCCGGGCGCGACCGCCUCCCGCACCCCCGCACCCCUCCCGCACCCCUCCCGCAGCACCCCCGCCUCCCGCAGCAUCCCGUGGGAAGUUCGAGCGCCGCUCCGCGCCUCAGCGCCGCCGCCAUGUUCUCCUUUAAUAUGUUCGAUCAUCCCAUCCCUCGGGUUUUCCAGAACCGCUUCUCAACCCAGUACCGCUGCUUCUCGGUAUCCAUGCUUGCCGGUCCUAAUGACAGGUCAGAUGUGGAGAAAGGCGGGAAGAUAAUUAUGCCACCAUCAGCUUUGGAUCAACUCAGCCGACUUAAUAUUACCUACCCAAUGCUGUUUAAGCUGACCAACAAAAAUUCAGACCGAAUGACACACUGUGGGGUGCUUGAAUUUGUGGCUGAUGAGGGCAUAUGUUACCUUCCACACUGGAUGAUGCAGAACUUGCUGCUGGAAGAGGGAGGCCUGGUCCAAGUGGAGAGUGUUAAUCUUCAAGUUGCUACUUACUCAAAAUUUCAGCCGCAGAGUCCAGAUUUUCUUGACAUCACCAAUCCCAAGGCUGUAUUGGAAAAUGCAUUGAGAAACUUUGCUUGUCUAACUACUGGGGAUGUUAUUGCCAUCAACUACAAUGAAAAGAUCUAUGAGCUUCGGGUAAUGGAGACCAAACCAGACAAGGCUGUGUCCAUCAUAGAAUGUGAUAUGAAUGUGGAUUUUGAUGCUCCUUUGGGGUACAAAGAACCAGAAAGAAGUGCACAACAUGAGGAGACUGCAGAUGUUGAAGCAGACCACAGUGGUUAUGUGAGUGACUUAGGAUUUCGUGCAUUCUCAGGUUCUGGGAACAGACUGGAUGGCAAGAAGAAAGGUGUUGAGCCUAGUCCCUCACCAAUCAAACCAGGAGACAUUCGAAGAGGAAUUCCCAACUAUGACUUCAAGAUUGGUAGAAUCACAUUCAUUAGGAACUCACGUCCACUGGUUAAGAAAGUCGAAGAGGAUGAAUCUGGAAGCCGGUUUAUUGCCUUUUCAGGAGAAGGCCAGUCCCUGCGCAAGAAGGGAAGAAAACCCUGAGUUCUGGUUCUGUGAGUCAGUUAGGGAGAAAAAUAAAAUAACAAUUGCAGCAUAUUGGACCUUAGUUAUUGCAGUUGAGAGAUGAGAUUGUUUUUUGCAACACAGGAACACUUACUGGAUUUGGUUUCAUAUUUAAAAUCAAAGUUGUCAGGGUGGCUCAGUUGAAAAUUAAGCUCUAGGAGUUCUGAAGGUAUUUUUUUGUUUGUGUUGUGAAGAGGGAAAGUAGAUCUCUGAUAAACUAAGAAGUAAAACUAACAAGCUCUACCUUACUAAAAGGUCCAGUUCUUACACUGCAUCCUCCCCUUACAUCCCGAGUGGUGAUGAUCUCAUGUUGCUCUGUGCUUGGUAUUUUCCCCUCUCUUUGAAUCUUUUGCCACAACUUCGGGUAAGUUUUGGUGUGGUGCAGAUGAAGGCUAAUACUUGGUUGUUAAGGACUUUUGGGAAGGGAGUCUCUUGCCUUCAGAUGUUGGAUUAUAACUCAUUCUAAGCAAUCCCCCUGCAGUUGCUUUUUAUAGUUAAUAACAUGCCUUUUACUAGUUCAGGUACUCUUUACUUACUGUAGCAACCUUGUGGCACGUGUGGGGAGGGGGGAGGCCCAGCUGCUCUGCCCACUGCUGUGUCCUCUGCUGUGUAACAAGGGGUCAGUGAUGACCUGCACGACCUUCUGAGUGCUGGGGGUGGUCUUGGAGGCUUGGCUGGGCCAGACCCCCAUGUUCCCUCUGGCAAGAUCGAAUAAAGGCUCCUUCACCA
Molecule: messenger RNA, 1842 nt
Organism: Apus apus (common swift)
Lineage: Eukaryota; Metazoa; Chordata; Aves; Apodiformes; Apodidae
Gene: UFD1
Product: ubiquitin recognition factor in ER associated degradation 1
Exons: 12
Coding region: 169-1092 (307 amino acids)
Cellular component (GO): VCP-NPL4-UFD1 AAA ATPase complex
Molecular function (GO): polyubiquitin modification-dependent protein binding
Source: RefSeq, a predicted model, not a curated record